This is a messenger RNA of Gekko japonicus, 1214 nucleotides long. RefSeq names its product neuropilin and tolloid-like protein 1. The record is from RefSeq and is a predicted model, not a curated record. Gene Ontology annotation, molecular function: protein binding. NCBI's taxonomy places the organism in Eukaryota, Metazoa, Chordata, Lepidosauria, Squamata, Gekkonidae.
AUCCUGACUUCAAGGACCUUGGUGUUUUGAAACCAUUGCCAGUUUGUGAGUUUGAGAUGGGAGGAUCUGAAGGAAUUGUGGAAUCUCUGCAGAUUGGGAAGGAAGGGAAAGCUUCUGAAACUGAGGCAGUAGACUGUAAAUGGUACAUCCGAGCGCCACCACGAUCCAAGAUAUAUUUACGGUUCUUGGACUAUGAAAUGCAGAAUUCUAAUGAGUGCAAAAGGAAUUUUGUGGCUGUCUAUGAUGGAAGUAGCUCAGUGGAGGAUUUAAAAGCUAAGUUUUGCAGCACUGUUGCUAAUGAUGUGAUGCUGCGCACAGGUCUUGGAGUAAUCCGCAUGUGGGCAGAUGAAGGCAGUCGAAGCAGCCGAUUCCAGAUGCUCUUCACAUCUUUCCAAGAACCUCCCUGUGAAGCCAACACAUUCUUUUGCCAUAGUAAUAUGUGUAUUAAUAAUACAUUGGUCUGCAAUGGACUCCAGAACUGUGUAUAUCCAUGGGAUGAAAACCACUGCAAAGAAAAGAGAAAAGCCAACCUCUUGGACCAGCUUACCAAUACCAGUGGAACUGUAAUUGGGGUCACUUCUUGUAUCGUGGUCCUCCUUAUUGUUAUCUCUGUCAUAGUCCAGAUCAAACAACCUCGUAAAAAAUUUGUCCAGCGGAAAUCAGACUUUGAUCAAACAGUAUUUCAGGAGGUGUUUGAGCCUCCUCAUUAUGAGUUAUGUACUCUGAGAGGGACAGGGGCAACAGCGGACCUUGCAGAUGUUGCAGAUGACUUUGAAAACUAUCAUAAACUGCGGAGAUCAUCUUCCAAAUGCAUUCAUGACCACCACUGUGGAUCACAGUUAUCUAGCACUAAGGGCAGCCGUAGUAACCUCAGCACAAGAGAUACGCCUAUCUUGACAGACAUUCAACCCCAGCCUGUAAAGCCUCUCAUCCAGCCUAUCAACAGGAGAAAUAUUCUUGUCAUGAAACAUAGCUACUCACAAGAUGCUGCAGAUGCGUGCGAGAUAGAUGAAAUAGAAGAGGUACCAACCACGAGUCACAGGCUUUCCAGACAUGAUAAAGCUGUCCAGCGACUGCUUGAAAAUAGUGCGCUCCUGGGUGAUUAUGAAUAUUCUACCGUGAAUUGUGAAAAUCGGCCUUGGAACUGCAAGCUAAAGGUGUUCUGGACUCUGACCAGCUUUUCCAAUUUCAUGAAAAAAAGCAUCAAUCAGUAA